AUGAGACAGGGGUUCAACUGGGCAUCAAGUGAAAAAGCAGGAGAAUGGUACAACUUUAUGAAGACCUUGGUCCCUGACAUAGCUGAUUCUGGAGUUGACUAUUUCUAUGAUCCCUACAUCGAAUGGGGGCUAAAGGAACCGAUAAAGAAAGUGACAGAAAUAAGGAAGAGAAAUGGAGUUACGGCCACAAGCAGAGUAAAUAUUCUGGCAGCUGAGGCUGAUCUCUACAUGGCUGAAAUUGACAACAAGAUCAUUGUCAAGAUUGGACCCAAAAUGGAUCUUGUCAACCUUCUUCCACCAAAUGUUCAGGUUGCUACCAGUGGACAAGACUACGCUGUGUGGAAGAGAAAGUGA
Molecule: messenger RNA, 354 nt
Organism: Glycine soja
Lineage: Eukaryota; Viridiplantae; Streptophyta; Magnoliopsida; Fabales; Fabaceae
Product: alpha-amylase-like
Exons: 3
Coding region: 1-354 (117 amino acids)
Biological process (GO): carbohydrate metabolic process
Molecular function (GO): calcium ion binding; alpha-amylase activity
Source: RefSeq, a predicted model, not a curated record